Brassica napus (rape) is the source of this 1662-nucleotide messenger RNA. RefSeq lists its product as uncharacterized. Gene Ontology annotation, molecular function: protein binding. The transcript is spliced from 11 exons. The coding region runs from base 146 to 1456 and encodes 436 amino acids. The record is from RefSeq and is a predicted model, not a curated record. Lineage: Eukaryota; Viridiplantae; Streptophyta; Magnoliopsida; Brassicales; Brassicaceae.
GAAGUACACAUAGAUUUUGAGGAGGAAGGGUGUGUAUAUAAAUUCAAUCCUCAGAUCCGGUGAGAACCUAAUUGGCGUGUCAAUCCUCAACCAGUUUUUUUCUUCAGAUUGGGUUUGAAGCUGGUUUUGUGAUCUGAGGUCAAUUAUGGCUGACUUUGAUGAAUAUAUGGCGGAUGAAUACGACAUGGAUAUUCUUGAGGAUGAUGUGAAUCCUGAUUUUGAUGGAAUUGAUAUUGGUGUUGAAGAUUUCGACCAAUUGACCAAGGCUGAAGAUACCUCUGCUGCUCAAGCUCGGGACGGGAAGGACAUUCAGGGUAUACCCUGGGAGAGACUUAGCGUCACUAGACAAAACUACAGGAAAACUAGGCUUGAUCAGUAUAAGAACUAUGAGAAUAUCCCCGAUUCUGGCGAGGCAGCUGCCAAGAACUGCACGAGUACUGAGAAAGGAAGCUCGUUCUAUACGUUCAGGAGGAAUUCUAGAUCAGUGAGAUCAACUAUCCUUCAUUUUCAGUUGAGGAAUUUGGUCUGGGCUACAUCAAAACAUGAUGUCUACCUCUUGUCCAACUACUCUAUCAGCCACUGGUCGUCUUUGACAGGUUCCAGGAAUGAAAUUCUCAACGUUAAAGGUCAUGUUGCUCCCUCGGAGAGGCAUCCCGAGAGUUUGUUGGAAGGAUUUACAGAGACUCAAGUUAGCACUCUUGCAGUGAAAGAAAGACUGCUAGUUGCUGGCGGGUUUCAAGGAGAACUCAUUUGCAAGCAUCUUGAUAGACCUGGGGUGAGCUUCUGCUCACGUACUACUUACAUGGAAAACGCUAUCACCAACGCUAUAGAUAUAUACAGAAACUCGAGCGGAGCACUACGUUUCAUGGCCUCAAAUAAUGACUGUGGAGUUAGAGACUUUGACAUGGAGAGAUAUAAGCUUGUCCAACUCUUCCGUUAUCUCUGGCCUGUCAACCAUAGCUCCCUAAGUCCCGAUGGAAAACUAGUAGCAGUCGUUGGAGAUGACCCAAAUGGUCUAUUGGUAGACUCAAGCAACGGACAGACGAUCGGGACGCUAAGAGGUCACGUAGAUUAUUCAUUUGCAUCCGCUUGGCAUCCCAACGGUGUGACAUUUGCCACAGGAAACCAAGACAAGACCUGUCGUAUAUGGGACACAAGGAAAACCUCGGAGUCAGUUGCUGUGCUUAAAGGCAACCUUGGAUCGGUUCGGUCCAUUAGGUUCACAUCGGACGGACGGUACAUUGCGAUGGCCGAGCCAGCAGAUUUUGUGCAUAUCUAUGAUACAACAACAGGUUACAAAAAGGAGCAAGAGAUUGAUUUCUUUGGAGAGAUAUCUGGGAUUUCGUUUAGCCCAGACACUGAAUCUCUCUUCAUCGGUGUUUGGGACCGGACUUAUGGAAGUCUCUUGGAGUAUGGUCGAACCAGAGACUACUCUUAUCUUGAUUCAUUACUUUGAUAAAAAAUGAUAAAAGGAUUUUAAAUAAAAGAACUUGCAUAAAUAAUCUGUAAUAUACAGUAUUGGUUAGGUAACUCUUAGGUUUUAAUAUCAUACCGACAAAAGAAAAGAGAGAUAGACCGUGGUUCGAUGCAAAGACAAAAGCUGUUCUGUUGUAUUAUUUGAUUUGUUGUGCUUUUUCUUUUCAAAGGUACAUUUUCCAGACA